AGAGAGGUGAGUUAACAACAAUUAUCAGAAAACAUCAGCACAGAAGCAGCUGCCUCUGGGAUGGCUCUCCCCACCUCCAGGUGACCUUGCUUUCCUGGUCGCUCUCGUCUCCUUUCCUCCGAAGGGCAUCCUCUGUUUCCUUGCCAUCCCCCCUGAUAACUGGCCCCCGGGAUUGGCUUUUCUUAGUUCACAUUCGAGAAGCAGAUUGGCUGCUCCCAGGUCAGGUGCUGCCUCUGGGUCCAAUCAGCUAUGAGCAAGAAGGGUGGGGCCACCCUGUCUGGGAGGAGCCUCGAGUCACCUCUUCAUCGGCGGUGGUCGGCGGUGGUCGGCAGCGGUACCCCCAAGAAGGCGGCGGGAAUGGCCGUCGAGGAAACGGACACGUCCGGAGAGGAUCCCUCGCCUUCAUUAACGGCGGCCACAUCAUAAACGGCGAGGACUGCAACCCCCACUCGCAGCCCUGGCAGGCGGCACUGUUCCUGGAAGACGACUUUUUCUGCGGGGGCGUCCUGGUGCAUCCGCAAUGGGUGCUGUCAGCCGCACACUGCUUCCAAAAUUCCUACACCAUCGGGCUGGGUCUGCACAAUCUUGAGCCCGAACAAGAACCCGGCAGCCAGAUGAUGGAGGCCAGCCUCUCCAUUCAGCACCCAGAAUACAACGAGCCGUCUAUGGCCAACGACCUCAUGCUCAUCAAGUUGAAAGAAUCGGUGUCGCUGUCUGACACCGUCCGGAACAUCAGCGUCGUCUCCCAGUGCCCGACCCCUGGGGAUUCUUGCCUCGUUUCCGGCUGGGGUCGGCUGGCCAGUGGCAGACUGCCCCAAGUGCUGCAGUGUGUGAACAUCUCCGUGGCUUCUGAGGAGGUCUGCAAGGCGCGCUACGGCCCCGUGUACCACCCCAGCAUGUUCUGCGCUGGCGGAGGCCAGGACCAAAAGGACUCCUGCCACGGUGACUCUGGGGGCCCCCUCAUCUGCAAUGGGUCCCUGCAGGGCCUCGUGUCCUUUGGACAAGCCCAGUGUGGCCAACCCAACGUGCCAGGCGUCUACACCAACCUCUGCAAAUUCACGGACUGGAUACAGACGACCAUCCAGGCCAGUUAACUCCCAGGACUGGGAUGCAUGAAACGGAACCCCCACAUGUACUCUGCUGAAGAAAUUCAGGAAUCUGGGUUCCCAGUGCCUUCCUCCCUCAGCCCCAGGAGUCUAGACACCCCCCAACCCCCUCCCUCCCAGGAGUCCCCUCCCACCGAGAGUCUUUUCCUGAACACAGUGCCCCCUAGUGGCACAGGUUAGCCCCGCUUAACCAUUGGUAGAGAAAGUUUGUUUUCCCUGUUUUUUUGUUUUUUAGUUUUUUUGUCCCUUCCCCUAAGGCCAGAAAUAAAGUCUAUAAGAAGCACAGA
This is a messenger RNA of Sus scrofa (pig), 1393 nucleotides long. The record is from RefSeq and is a predicted model, not a curated record. NCBI's taxonomy places the organism in Eukaryota, Metazoa, Chordata, Mammalia, Artiodactyla, Suidae.